CAGAACAGAAUGGGAUUCGAUGUGAGUCCUUCUUUAAAGCUUCAGCAGCGUUCCUCAUUUCACUGGAGUUGUAGUGGCAGGCUCACCGGCGUACUACAGUUGCUCGCCAGCUCAACCAUGGCUUUAAUAAUGAGGGUACUUCAAUUGUCUCUACUCCUUGAUGUGGUGUGUCAAGUACAUGCUUACAGGAUCGGAUACGCUGAGCCGGAGAUGCCUAGAUAUGGGCUGCAGCAGCCUCCUAGCUACAAUUCCCAGCAGCAGUUGGAACAACCUCCUAGCUACAAGCCCCAGCCACAGCAACCUUCUAGCUACAAGCCACAGGAGCCUAGCUACGAUCACCCCCAGCAGCAGCAGCAUCUUAGCUACAAGCCCCAGCAGCAGCAGCAUCCUAGCUACAAGCCCCAGCAGCAGCAGAAUCCUAGCUACAAGCCCCAGCAGCAGCAGAAUCCUAGCUACAAGCCCCAGCAGCAGCAGCAGCAGCAGCAGCAUCCUAGCUACAAGCCCCAGCAGCGGCAACAACAUCAUAGCUACAAGCCCCAGCAUCCUAGCGACAAGCCGCAGCAGCAACAUCCUAGCUACAAGCCCCAGCAUCCUAGCGACAAGCCCCAGCAGCAUCCUAGCGACAAGCCCCAGCAGCAGCAGCAGCAGCAUCCUAGCUACAAGCCCCAGCAGCAGCAGCAACAUCCUAGCUACAAACCCCAGCAGCAGCAACAUCCUAGCUACAAGCCCCAGCAUCAGCAGCAACAUCCUACCUACAAGCCCCAGCCGCAGCAGCAACAUCCUAGCUACAAGCCCCCGCAGCAGCAGCAGCAACAUCCUAGCUACAAGCCCCCGCAGCAGCAGCAGCAACAUCCUAGCUACAAGCCCCAGCAGCAGCAACAUCCUAGCUACAAGCCCCAGCAGCAACAUCCUAGCUACAAGCCCCAGCAGCAGCAACAUCCUAGCUACAAGCCCCAGCAGCAGCAACAUCCUAGCUACAAGCCCCAGCAGCAGCAGCAGCAGCAGCAGCAUCCUAGCUACAAGCCCCAGCAGCAGCAUCCUAGCUACAAGCCCCAGCAGCAGCAGCAACAGCAACAUCCUAGCUACAGGCCCCAGCAUCCUAGCUACAAGCCCCAGCAGCAACAACAUCCUAGCUACAAGCCCCAGCAGCCCUCUGCCUACAAGCCCCAGCAGCCCUCUAGCUACAAGCCCCAGCAGCCCUCUAGCUACAAGCCCCAGCAGCCUUCUAGCUACAAGCCCCAGCAGCCUUCUAGCUACAGGCCCCAGCAGCCUUCUAGCUACAAGCCCCAGCAGCCUUCUAGCUACAGGCCCCAGCAGCCUUCUAGCUACAGGCCCCAGCAGCCUUCUAGCUACAGGCCCCAGCAGCCUUCUAGCUACAGGCCCCAGCAGCCUUCUAGCUACAGGCCCCAGCAGCCUUCUAGCUACAGGCCCCAGCAGCCUUCUAGCUACAGGCCCCAGCAGCCUUCUAGCUACAGGCCCCAGCAGCCUUCUAGCUACAGGCCCCAGCAGCCUUCUAGCUACAGGCCCCAGCAGCCUUCUAGCUACAGGCCCCAGCAGCCUUCUAGCUACAGGCCCCAGCAGCAGCAGCAGCAGCAACAUCCUAGCGACAAGCCCCAGCAUCCUAGCGACAAGCCGCAGCAGCAACAUCCUAGCUACAAGCCCCAGCAUCCUAGCGACAAUUCCCAGCAGCAACAUCCUAGUUACAAGCCCCAGCAGCAUCCUAGCGACAAGCCCCAGCAGCAUCCUAGCGACAAGCCCCAGCAGCAGCAGCAUCCUAGCUAUAAGCCCCAGCAGCAGCAGCAGCAUCCUAGCUACAAGCCCCAGCAGCAGCAACAUCCUAGCUACAUGCCCCAGCAGCAGCAGCAGCAACAUCCUAGCUACAUGCCCCAGCAGCAGCAGCAUCCUAGCUACAAGCCCCAGCAGCAGCAACAUCCUAGCUACAUGCCCCAGCAGCAGCAGCAGCAACAUCCUAGCUACAUGCCCCAGCAGCAGCAGCAGCAGCAGCAACAUCCUAGCUACAUGCCCCAGCAGCAGCAGCAGCAGCAUCCUAGCUACAAGCCCCAGCAGCAGCAGCAUCCUAGUUACAAGCCCCAGCAGCAGCAGCAGCAGCAUCCUAGCUACAAGCCUCAGCAGCAGCAGCAACAUCCUAGCUACAAGCCCCAGCAGCAGCAACAUCCUAGCUACAAGCCCCAACAGCAGCAACAUCCUAGCUACAAGCCCCAGCAGCAGCAGCAGCAGCAGCAGCAACAUCCUAGCUACAAGCCCCAGCAGCAGCAGCAACAUCCUAGCUACAAGCCCCAGCAGCAGCAGCAACAGCAACAUCCUAGCUACAAGCCCCAGCAGCAGCAACAUCCUAGCUACAAGCCCCAGCAGCAACAACAUCCUAGCUACAAGCCCCAGCAGCAGCCUCCUAGCUACAAGCCCCAGCAGCCUUCUAGCUACAAGCCACAGGAGCCUAGCUACGGCCAGCCACAGCCCCAGCAGCAGCGUCCUAGCGACAAGCCCCAGCAGCAGCAUCCUAGCUACAAGCCCCAGCUGCAGACACCUGGCCAUAAGCCCCAGCAGCAGACUCCUAGCCAUAAGCUACAGGAGCCUAGUUACGACCAGCAACAGCAGCCCCAGGAGCAGCAGCAUCCUAGCUAUGAGGCCCAGGAUCAGCAGCAUCCUAGCUACGAGCCCCAGGAGCAGCAGCAUCCUAGCUACGAGCCCCAGGAGCAGCAGCAUCCUAGCUACGAGCCCCAGGAUCAGCAGCAUCCUAGCUACGAGCCCCAGGAUCAGCAACAUCCUAGCUACAAGCCCCAGCAGCAGCAGCAGCAACAUCCUAGCUACAAGCCCCAGCAGCCCCAGCAGCAGCAUCAACAUCCUAGCUACAAGCCGCAGCAGCAGCAGCAUCCUAGCUACAUGCCCCAGCAGCAGCAGCAUCCUAGCUACAAGCCCCAGCAGCAGCAGCAGCAUCCUAGUUACAAGCCGCAGCAGCAUCCUAGCUACAAGCCCCAGCAGCAGCAGCAUCCUAGCUACAAGCCCCAGCAGCAGCAGCAUCCUAGCUACAAGCCCCAGCAGCAGCAGCAACAUCCUAGCUACAAGCCCCAGCAGCAGCAGCAACAUCCUAGCUACAAGCCCCAGCAGCAGCAGCAACAUCCUAGCUACAAGCCCCAGCAGCAACAUCAUAGCUACAAGCCCCAGCAGCAACAGCAGGAACAUCCUAGCGACAAGCCCCAGCAGCAGCAGCAGGAACAUCCUAGCGACAAGCCCCAGCAGCAACAUCCUAGCUACAAGCCCCAGCAGCAACAUCCUAGCUACAAGCCCCAGCAGCAACAUCCUAGCGACAAGCCCCAGCAGCAGCAGCAGGAACAUCCUAGCGACAAGCCCCAGCAGCAGCAGCAGCAGGAACAUCCUAGCUACAAGCCCCAGCAGCAGCAGCCUAGCUACAAGCAGUAACACAAAAGUUGUACCUUAUGAAGAUUACAUUGUGUACGUUCGCUUCGUUGGAAAUGCCAUCAAAUCCUGCAAGAUAAGCGGUCAAAGAACUGUGCAAAUGUGUUGCCAUUACAUGGUUUUACUGUCCAAAUUUGAUAUGUGUACAGCAAAUAAUAAAAAUAUACAUUUU
Molecule: messenger RNA, 3607 nt
Organism: Gadus chalcogrammus (walleye pollock)
Lineage: Eukaryota; Metazoa; Chordata; Actinopteri; Gadiformes; Gadidae
Product: adhesive plaque matrix protein-like
Exons: 4
Coding region: 10-3438 (1142 amino acids)
Source: RefSeq, a predicted model, not a curated record